UCGCCUGAUUAUUACAUUUUAUUACAUGAAAGCUGACAAUGCCUUUUUUUAUCGCUUGUAGGAUUGUUUUCCGCAAUGAAAGACACCCACAAAUGACAAUUUUGUCUAUUUUUCAUGAGAUUUCUAUGAGUUUUCAGGAGAUUUUAAUAAAUUCAGGAGAUUUCCAGGAAUUUUUCGUAUUUAGCCUAUUUUGCAAUUUAAUAAUUACACCUAGAAUUAGCGCGGGGCCUAAGAAAGCGCGGGGCCCAUUGCGACCGCAUAGGUUGCAGUGGCCUAAGAUCGGCCCUGCCUGUGUAUAUGUUAAUAAAAGUAAUGCCACACUUGUACACCCUGUUUCGACCUCUGUAAAUUUAGCUAAAUGCUUAUAAUUCUAUUUCUACAGUUUGGGUCAAUAAUCUAUUCAACAAUGGAACUGUUGUAACCAUUGAAGGUCAAGAUGUAGAUAUCUCACUAGAUUAUGUUGUUUUUUCAAAUUCUACGUCAGAAACGGGAGAGAACUGUGUAAUUAUUAACAGCUACGGGAUGUCAAGAUCAUCUUGCUUGAGGCUCAAUCAAUUUAUUUGCCAAUACAGUUCACCUUGUAGGAAUGACAAUGGCAUAUUGAAUGUAUUGUAUAAAACUAUAACAGUCGACAGCAAAUGUUUUGUACUGUUUAGUGUUUCAGUUUGGACAAUUUAUGCAGCCUCAUUUGCGUGCACUUUACGAGGGUGGACGCUGGCUGACUUGGACAAUGCAAAUGAAUUUCAAAGCGUUGUUGAUGAAAUAAAGAAGCAAUUCACACUUGUAUCCUAUAUGUAUCAUCCUGACUAUUAUGUCAGUUCAGCUCGUGAGUAUAAUGUAAUAAGUUCUAUCUACAAUGUCAACAAUUCAUGUGGGUCACUCAGCCGAAAUACAAGUCAUCUCUUAAUUGAUAAUUGUUCAAAUAAAUUACCUUUCAUCUGCCAAAUAGAUAAAGCAACUGAUUCACUAACUACUAGUACACUUGCGACGUUAAGUGCACCUGCAACGUUAAGUGCACCAGCUGCGUUUAGUGCACCUGCGACGUUGAGUACAACUGCUACGUUUAGUUCACCUGCAAAGUUAAGUGCACCUGAUACGUUUAGUGUGCCUGCAACGUUAAGUGCAACUGAUAGCUUUAGUGCACCUGCAACGUUAAGUGCACGUGAUACAUUUAGUGCAAUGGCAAGGUCUGGCGUAUCUGAGACGUUUAGUGCAAUCACAUCUUCUGGCACAUCUGCUAUGUUUAGUGCACCUGCAACAAAUAGUGCUACCGUUACUGCAUCAAUAUAUUCUCACAACUCUACAUCUCCACAUACAAUGGAAUAUUCUCAAACAUUUCCAACUUCGACUGCCUCUAUCCACGUCAAUAGCUCUCCCGAUAUACAUCCAUCUGUAGACACUGCUUUUACUGAACUAGUUGCCACGAAAUUUACCACCAUCCGCACAACUGCCAUCACACUUGAGUCUUCGCGUGGAGAAUCCACAAUACUUGGAGCUACAAAAACAAUGGAACCUGGAACAUCUGUUUUACAAACAGGUACAAAUAAGAUUAUUUCAACUCAAACUUCUAACAUUCUUACAACAAUAUCGACAGCAACAAAAUAUUUAACCAUCUCAGAUACUGCAGGUUCUGUUGUGCCAAAUUGUUCCAUUACCAGCACUCCUACUGUAUACAUCACUGCUUGCGAGAGGACAACAGAGUGUGCAUCCUUGGUUUCUCAAACAUUAUCUGGGAAUCACACUCCAGGCGAUGUUGAUCUCUAUGUGGUAGACAAACAUAACACUUCAGCUUAUAGAAGAACUAAAGAGUCAGAACCGGACCAUCGAAUCUCCUCAACAAUGAUUGGUGGUUUUGGCAUUGUCGUCAUGUCAUUUGUAUUCGCACUUCUGGCCUCCGCAGAUUUAAAAUAUCUGGCCAGAUUGUGUCCUAAGAAUAAGACUGGCCAGAUAGAAAGAAAUGAAUACAGAGAGUACAAUUCUUAAUUAAAACUUGAACUAGAAAAAAAAACACUUUAUGCCUACUAAUUUAUAUUUUUAUAGAUACGUUAGUCUGUGUAGAUUAUUAUAUAGGGCAUUUAACAAUCCAUGUUAAUUAACUAGUGUAGUAAAAGUACAUUUUAGCUCUAACUCUAAAGUUAACUCAGUUGUAAACAUUAGCGGUAAGGGAGAUGUUGGCUAUGAGAGAUUUGUACCCCCCCACACACACACACACACUGAAAUUCUGCUUCACAAAUUACAGCCUGUGUCAAUUAUUACUUAAAAUUUGAUAACAAAUGCUACUUGAUAUAAUUGUAACAAAUUCUUGUAAUGUGCUGCUCUCACUGUCUCUAUAUCUCAAGUGACUAAAGUAGGUCAACAACAAGUCAAGAACUAGAGGAUACAGGCUGUAAAUAUAAUACAUGAAAAAGUAGACGAGGGGACAACAAUGUUAAAGUCUGACAAUAGUGGAGACAUAGACAUAAAUAAAUAUCUAUUUAUGUCUAUGAGUGGAGAAUUUUUUUAUUAAUAAAAAUAUUUUGUUUCAUUAAAUUGCCAAAUCUUUAUUUUUUUUUGUGUAAAUACAUCAGAUGAUGUUGGAGGAUUUUUCCCCUCUUUUUCAUUAAAAUAUAUAUAUGUAGUUCGUCCAUGGAGGAUUUUUCCCCUCUUUUUCAUUAAAAUAUAUAUAUGUAGUUCGUCCAUGGAGGAUUUUUCCCCUCUUUUUCAUUAAAAUAUAUAUAUGUAGUUCGUCCAUCGUGAUUCGAUGAUGACCACUUUGUCAUCCAGGGGGCUGAGGGCUUUGCACUGGGGUUUUAUGCCUCCUCAUGUGGCUGGUGAGACCUAUGUGAGCCCGGAAUGUUCGGCCGCACACUGGGCAGGUUAUUCCAGCUGGAGCUAGUGUCGUGGGCCUUGCUUUUCUUUUCUGGGGUUUUUCUUCUGCCAGCAUUGUUCUUUUUUCCUCAGCAACCUGUGCGCCAGUUUUCACAGCGCGACGCCAUGAUGCUCUGUCAUGUGCCUCUGUCUCCCAGGUGCCUGGGUCUAUGCUGAACGCCUUCAGAGAAGCUUUGAGGGUGUCCCUGAAGCGCUUUCUUUGACCACCUUGCGAGCGCUUUCCUUCGCUUAGUUGGCCAUACAAGAGUCGUUUAGGGAUGCGGUGGUCUUCCAUUCUGUAGACGUGUCCUGCCCAUCGCAGCUGGGACUGCAUCAGGAUUGUGUGGAUGCUUUGCAGACACGCUCUUCGAAGGACUUUGUAUCUGGUAUUUUGUCUUGCCAUUUGACAUUUAGUAUUUUUCUCAGACAUGUCAUGUGGAAGUGGUUUAGUUUCUUUGCAUGUUUACUGUACACUGUUCAUGUUUCUGAGGCAUAGAGCAAUGUAGGGAGAAUGACGGCUCUAUAGACCCCUAGCUUGGUGUUUGUGGUGAUACCACGUCUGUUCCAGACAUUUGUAGACAGUCUGCCGUAGGAUGCACUGGCCUUGGCGAUACGCAGGUCGAUUUCACUAUCGAUUUUUCCUUUUCUGGAGAGUGUGCUGCCAAGAUAUGUGAAUUUGUCCACUGCGUUUAUAUCCUGUCCAUUUAUAGUAAUGCUUGGAUCCGAGUAUGCUUUCCCAGGAGCAGGUAGAUAUAAGACUUCAGCAGUCUUGUUCGUAUUGAUGGUAAGGCCAAAGUCUGAGCAUGCUCUUGAGAAGUCACUGACGAUGCUCUGCAGAUCGUUUUAGGAGCAGGCAUUUAGGGCACAGUCGUCAGCAAAUAGCAAGUCUCUGAUUACUGCUGCGUUUGUUUUUCUUUUUGCUUUAAGCCGCCUCGGGUUGAAUAGGCCACCAUCAAAUCUGUAUGAUAUAUUCAUCCCGUUGUUUUCUCUAUUUGUGAAUGCAUCUGUCAGCAUAGCGGAGAACAUGAUACUGAACAGUGUAGGUGCUAGGACACAGCCUUGUUUUACCCCGUUUGAUACUUCGAAGGGCUCUGAUGGUUCUCCACUUUCUUGGACACGAGCCUUCAUGCCAUCAUGAAAUAGUCUCACCAUGGUUAUGAAUUUUUGUGGACAGCCAUACUUUGACAUGAUUUUCCAGAGCCCUUCUCUGCUAACAGUGUCGAAUGCCUUUGUUAAGUCGACAUAUAUUGAGAACAGGUCAGCAUUUUGUUCUUGGCAUUUUUCCUGGAGCUGCCUUGCUGCAAAGAUCAUGUCAAUGGUUCCACGCUCUUUUCUGAAGCCGCACUGGCUUUCUGGUAGUAGACCAUAUUCUAUGUGUUGCAUGAGCCGAUUUAGUAGGAUGCGUGCAAGGAUUUUCCCAGCAAUAGAGAGAAGAGAUAUUCCUCUGUGGUUGUCGCAGAUCUGGCGGUUUCCUUUUCGCUUGUAUAGAUGAACAAUUGUGGCAUCUUUAAAGUCUUGUGGUAUUGAUUCUUUUUCCCACAUUAUUAAGAAGAGCUUAUGAAGUCUUUCAAUCAGGGCUAGUCCACCUUUUUUGUAGACCUCUGCAGGAAUGGAGUCAGCUCCUGGGGCUUUUCCGCUUGUGAGCUGUUGAAUGGCAAGAUCGGUUUCCUUUAGCGUAGGGGGGUCAUCCAUUUUUUCAUUUAUUGGUACUUGCUGUAGCCUGUCUAUGGCCGCUUCAUUUAUGAUGGAAGGUGUAUUGAGAACCUUUUCGAAGUGCUCUGCCCAGCGUUUUAGGAUUUCUUCCUUAUCCUUAUCAUUAAAAUAUAUUGUAAUAUUAUAAAUUCAAGUCUUCAACUGUUGUUUCAUUUUUGAAUAACAAUAUUAAUGCAUUGCUCGAGGUAUGUUUUGAUCACAGCUAAAUUAAAUGUACUAUCAUACGAUUUCAUUUCAUUAACUAUUGUGUAGUCUUUUAUCUUUUUAGAAUAUGAACAUGAACAACCACUAUUAAAAAGUUCAAUGAAAACUGCAGAUAUUUAGACUGACAUAUCAAUAAUUUCCAAAAAACAAAGUCCCAUGCCCCACAUUAGUGAAUGUCUAAAAGAGAUUAGCCAAAUCUUUUCAACUGAAAUCCAAAAGGUCAUGGUACUUAAGUACUCACUUUUCUUGAUGCCAAAUAUUGUUGUUUGAAAUCCUAGAUGUGAUUUAUUAAACAAUAAAUAAAUGAGAAGACCAUUGCAAUGUUAGUGGAAUACAUUUAUUCAUGGCUACAUUAAACUAUUAGGUGCUGACAAAAAGAUUUGAACUCAAACUGAUAGCAACAUAAGUUAUUGACUACUAUAGUUAUAGCAUGACAGAGGAGCACAGACAGUAUCUAACAACUGUUUGUUAUUGAACCAUUGCUCAGACCUGGUGAGUGCAAGCAAUGGGAAUAGACAAUAAGAUCUUUGUUUAUACAUCACAAGCCAAUGUUUCAUAACAUUACUAUAACAACAUCUCUCUGUCUCAAAAUAAACUCUUGAUUCUGACAGAGAACAAAUAUGAACUAUAGCUAGUGGUACAUACAUUUAAAAAAUACUCAUAACACUAAACUGACUGUUCCAUAGAAAUGAAAGGCAAAUUUUUAAGUGCCCAAUAACAAAUGGGGAAAGCAACAGAAAAUCCCAACCCAAACAACUUGUGGGGCAAGCCAAACAAAUAACAUCCUAUGUGAUGGAGGCAAUGUAGGUAGGUGACUGCAUGGUCUUUGAAGGACAAAUUGAGAGAACAUAUUUUAUCAAAUCAUCUAACAGAACUUCUCCAUCAGGCAUUGUGUUCCACUAAGGAGACUACACAACAGAAAGGUUUACAAAUGCUGAGAUAUAUUCAAAUGGAAACUAAACAUGGUACAAGGCCUUUUCUAAAUGAGUCUUACAAAAAAGAAAUGACACAUUAGUAAUAUAUGUACAAACAUCACCGAAAAUCAUGUUCUCAGUCUCAGACAUAGAUUUUCUUCAAAUAAAAAAAAACAUAAUAAAAUUGUCCACAUUAAAUACAAUCAUUUUGAGCAGA
Molecule: messenger RNA, 5895 nt
Organism: Biomphalaria glabrata
Lineage: Eukaryota; Metazoa; Mollusca; Gastropoda; Planorbidae
Product: streptococcal hemagglutinin-like
Exons: 5
Coding region: 523-1983 (486 amino acids)
Source: RefSeq, a predicted model, not a curated record